This is a messenger RNA of Oncorhynchus nerka (sockeye salmon), 4540 nucleotides long. RefSeq names its product shisa like 1b (gene shisal1b). Lineage: Eukaryota; Metazoa; Chordata; Actinopteri; Salmoniformes; Salmonidae. The record is from RefSeq and is a predicted model, not a curated record. The transcript has 5 exons. The coding region runs from base 948 to 1541 and encodes 197 amino acids.
GGAUCUUCAGCAAAGUUACUGAGCAGAAGUCUUUCCCCCGGAGAGCAGGAAGAGCAGAGAAUCCCUUGUUCGUGUAACAGCAGCUGAUCCUGUGGCUUCUGCUCUACUCUAGUGCAUGUAACAGCAGCUGAUCCUGUGGCUUCUGCUCUACUCUAGUGCACACUCUAGUGCAUACACACUAGCUACCCUCCUCUCUCACUCCCUCACUCGCUUCAACUCUCUGGCUCUCUCCUUCUCUCUCUCACUCCCUCACUCGCUUCAACUCUCUGGCUCUCUCCUUCUCUCCCUCAUUCCCUCACUCGCUUCAACUCUCUGGCUCUCUCCUCUCUCUCACUCCCUCACUCGCUUCAACUCUCUGGCUCUCUCCUCUCUCUCUCUCACUCCCUCACUCGCUUCAACUCUCUGGCUCUCUCCUCUCUCUCUCUCACUCCUUCACUCGCUUCAACUCUCUGGCUCUCUCCUCUCUCUCUCUCACUCCCUCACUCGCUUCAACUCUCUGGCUCUCUCCUCUCUCUCUCUCACUCCCUCACUCACUUCAACUCUCUAGCUCUCUCCUUCUCUCUCUCACUCACACUCUCGCUGAGCUCUAACCGCUUGGAUACAGUGCAGAGGACUUGGGGAGAGUGCUCUUUUCUUCUUCUGCGUUUCCUUCCCUUCUCUCUCCCUCGAGAGCUAUUGAUUUAGAUCAAUUCAUUGGGAUGAGGAUGCGUUUGUGUUAAGCUGCAACAAAGGAAGAGUGCACAAGAAGCAACAGGGGAGUAAUUGACUGCACGGAGAAACAGGAGACCCCCCCUCCUUUACAGGCUCAACAAGGGUGGCCGGUUGGACAACAGCAGCAAUGUGAUUGGGGGGUGGCAAAGAGCAAAGAAUGUCCAGGAGGUUCAGCUAAAGCAGCCCUGCAGUGAGAAUCUCCCCCUCUGGCACCUGUUCUUCAUGAGGACCCGAAGAUGACUGUCACCAGCCGGCAGUCCUUGAAUGUCCUGACAGUCAUUUUUCUCCUGCUGUCCACUGCAGCUCUAUCAGCUCAUUUCAGAGUGUGUGAACCAUACUCCGACCACAAGGGGCGCUAUCACUUUGGUUUCCACUGCCCUCGCCUUUCUGACAACAAGACCUACAUGUUCUGCUGUCACCACAACAACACUGCCUUCAAGUACUGCUGCAACGAGACUGAGUUCCAGACGGUAAUGCAGGUCAACCUCACCACCACCACAGACGGCUUCAAACACAAUAACUACACAGCCCUGGUGGGAGUGUGGAUCUAUGGCUUCUUCGUCAUGGUGCUGCUAGCCCUGGACUUCCUCUACUACUCUGCCAUGAACUAUGAGCUGUGUCGGGUUUACCUGGAGAAGUGGGGUCUGGGUGGGCGCUGGCUGAAGAAAGCCAGGAGCCAGUGGCACCAGCCAGUCCCAGGAGAGGAGAAUGAGACCCAGGCACAGACCCAGGGUCACCCCAUGGCCCUCAGCCACCAGCACCCCAGACACAGCCUCAGAGGAGAGGACCAGAGCCCCACGAACCCUAGCACGCCCCCACCGUCUGACUGAAGCUGCGAGAGGAUGAAUGGAUGGAGCAGCGAUGUUGAGCAGAGCACGCCGCAGAAGAUAGCACGGCUCCGACACCUGUCUCUGUCUGGCUGGAUUAUUUACACAGUAACAUACCACAGGGUGGCUGUCCCUGCCGGAGCUAGCAGUUAGCUAAUAGGACCUGCUCGCCUCCAUUCCUCUAAACACCUCCACCACUGGACCAACGGAACCAGGCCAAAGGUCAACACUAGACUACUAUGAAAGGUCCUGGCGAAUGGAGCUGCUGCUACCCAAACACUGUUAAGGAACAGGUCACAGGCACUGAAACUGACCGUGAAGAACCCCUGCAUGGGCUGGGGCUGUUCUACGAGGACGCCAAUGGAAACUGAAAGCGCAACUGAUCAACUGAACAAGGGGGGCUUUGUUUAAUGUGUGUGUUUGAGUGUUGAUUGUACUUUGUUGCUGUGUGGGGUUAAAUUCAGUAGUAGUCAGAAGAGGUAGUGGGUGUAUCUCUUGGUGAUUUAUUUAAUGUCGACUAGUCAGGGACUUUUUACGAGUGGUAGACAUUCUAGACAAUUCACCAUGAUGCUUAGCAUCUCUUUGGAGCUAAAAUUAGGACAUCGACUGGCUCAAUCGCUGAGGAUAGAUCUAAUUGGACGGUGAAGUCUAUGGAACAGACAUAUUUCAGCAUAAUGAACCUUAAUUGAAUACGGUGGCCCCUCCCCUUCAAGUCACCCUGUCAGCUCAGCAAUCAGGGAGAGUGGAGUGCUGACAAAAUAAUCACUUCAGUGGUUCCCACUGAAAGGUGUUACACUGCAAAAAAAAAAGUGAAAUCUAAGCAAGUAUAAAUAUCUUCUAUUGAAAUAUCUUUCUUGUUUUUUCAAACCAAGCUAAAUUAUUUAACGUCAGUGGCAGAUCAUUUUAUUUAGGCUUGCUUAAAUGUCACUUUUUGCAGUGUAGUGCACAGGGAGGGGAUGAAGCUCAACACUUCACUCAUUUCUGACAUGAACUUUCGUAUUGAUCCAUAAAGUGCCGUUUUUGUUGUGUUGGGAGGGGAGGGGUGAGAGAAUAAAGCAUCUGUUCGGGUCAGCAGACUGGGAGGGGGAUGGAGUGUGAUGGGGGAAGACCAGGCGGUAUAUAGUACUGUACCAGGGUAUGUCUCUACUCACUCUACUCACUCUAACCCAAUUCUGGAGCUGUAACCUGCGAUCUGGCAGCAGCUUAGCCGGUACAUUAUGUGCAGAGAAUUCCUGCACUGUACACACCGUGCAGCAGGAAAUACACUACAGGGUCGUUGGUAGGGGCCAACCAAGAGGGCAGACCCAUAAAUGGUUAUCUGGGAGUUACUGGAAAUACUACCAAUACUCCUGAACAGCCACUAGGCAGGAGGAGCAGGACAACUAUCCCCAAUAUACUAAAACGGCAAACUCAACCUGCCAAUUUAUUCCAAUGAUUUUAAAAAAUUGUUUUGUCAACAUCUGGCUUCAUAAAUUCUCUGAAGUGUGCAGGCCCCAAAAAAGAAAAUGUUACCAUCUUCUGUUACAACAAUGACCAUGGCUGACAAUAUACACUGAGUGUACAAAACAUGAAGAACUCUUUCCAUGACAGAGUGACCAGGUGAAUCCAGGUGAAAGCUAUGAUCCCUUCUUGAUGUCACUUAAAUCCACUUCAAUCAGUGUAGAUGAAGGGGAGGAGACAGGUUAAAGAAUAUUUUUUAAGCCUUGAGACAAUUGAGACGUGCAUUGUGUAUGUGUGCCAUUCAGAGGGUGACAAAUGAUUGAAGUGCCUUUGAACGGGGUAUGGUAGGAGGUAGUAGGUGCCAGGCGCACCAGUUUGUGUCAAGAACUGCAAUGCUGCUGGGUUUUUCACGUUCAACAACUUCCUGUGUGUAUCAAGAAUGGUCCACCACCCAGAGGACAUCCAGCCAACUUGACACAACUGUGGGAAGCAUUGGAGUCAACACGGGCCAGCAUCCCUGUGGAACGCUUUCAACACCUUGUAGAGUCCAUGCCACGACGAAUUGAGGCUGAAAAGGGGGCAGUGCAACUCAAUAAUAGGAAGGUGUUCCUAAUGUUUGGUAUACUCAGUGGGAUCUCUUAUGAUUAGCAAUAACGUUCAGAUUUGGCCAGUUUGAGAUAGUUAACUUCCGUAUAGUCUAAUUGCUCCAGCAAACUUGUAACUUUUGCUGAGAUACGAUGCGCCCAACUGAAAUAAUUGGCCUGGACUGGAGAGCGGUGGAGGUGCUAAUUGCGCUCUAUCUCUUCGUUCUGCUUUCCUUCCUCCCCCCCCCCCCCCCCCCCAGAAAGUGAGGCAGCAUCAGCAACAAGGAAGCCCGGAGGAGCAGGAAUUUUAAACAGCUUCUGCAGUACAAAAGGGGAUUUAAUUGGGCCUCAAAACAGGGGAAUUGGCAGAGAUCAGAUGUGCUCGGGAACACACGUCUCCCCCGGAACCCCAGUGCUGUUUUGCUGUAACAAGGCUGUGAGCAGGGAAUUCCCUUCCCAUCGACAAUAUGUAGUGGUGAUAACUAGGGUAAUGCCCCCGCCCUAGCAGGCAGACAUGUCAUGUAGGCUACAGCCCAACAGUUGCCCCUCUUAUCGUAGCAAUGAUAAUGGGGAGCCAAACUGCAGCCCUCCCCAUACUGGAAGCCCAAACAAGCUCUGUGGUGUUGUUGUUUUUACAAGGCAAAUCUGACUUUCUGUUUUGCUUUCUUAACAUGGACUUGACGUGACAUAGUCAAUAUUGUAAGCAUUUCUGUAAGGAUGGCAGCGCACUUAUGUUUUAGUCUUGAGGUUGCUGUAGUAACAGUUGCCUUACAGUGGAUCUCCACUUGUGCACAGAAGCUUUGUAGUGAUUGGUCGGUACCUCACUGUGGGUGUGGUGAUGAUGACCUGCACCACGUUCUGUCUAUGUAUUACCCACUAGAAUGUACAGUUAGAAGCUGAAUUGUUUCUGCACUUGUUAACUUUGUAUUGUUACACCAGGGAGAAAUAAAGAUGUAUCUUUUCCAGUGUGUUUAAACA